GCGAAGUUCGCGGGAAGAUGGCGCCGCGCUCCUCCCUGGGACUCCUGCUGCUGCUCUGGCUGCUGCCGCUGCCGCAGGUGUCUCUGGGUUCCGAGGACGAGGCCCCCUGCGACCCCUCGAGCCAGUGCCCCCCGCAGGCCCGCUGGAGCAGCCUGUGGCAUGUGGGGCUCGUGCUGCUCACCCUCCUGCUGCUGCUGCUCUGCGGGGUCACGGCCAGCUGUGUGCGGUUCUGCUGCCUCCGGAAGCACAUGCAUCCGCAGACACACCUGCCACCCGCAUGGCCACCCUGUGACCCGAUGGGCAUCCCUGGAGACAGCGACAGCCCAGCACACAGCACUGUGACCUCUUACAGCUCUGUCCAGUACCCACUGGGCACGCUUCUGCCCCUGUCUUUUGGGGAGCUGGAUCUUGACUCCAUAGCUCCUCCUGCCUACAGCCUGUGUGUCCCUGAGCUGCCACCCUCUUAUGACGAGGCCAUCAAGACAAAAGCCAGAGAGGGAAACCUGGCUUCUUCCCAGAAACCAGGGCCUCUCCCUGGGGCCUCGAGUCUAGAAACCACUCCACAGCCCCAGGGGGCAGGGCCCAAUGUCCAGCAGCCCUCGUAGCCCCUGGGCUCCUUGCAGGGGCUGGGAGAGCUCUUCUGAAGCUGUCAGACCAGCGGUGCCUGGGCCAAGGACCCGCCCACCCCACAUCCUUUCCUUGGGAAGGCCAGCCAUCCAGUACAGCACAUUGCUGCAGACCUGGCCCCAUUGCUAUGCAAUUCCAGCCAGUCCACCUGGCCCACACAGACCUGGCCCAACUUGGGGGCCCUCUGCCUGGAGUAGGCCCACAGGCCUGGGCCUUGGGGGUUCUGGGCCUGAGAUGUUCUCAGUUUUUUGGAGAGAGAAUAAAGUUUACAUCCAAA
Molecule: messenger RNA, 904 nt
Organism: Dipodomys spectabilis (banner-tailed kangaroo rat)
Lineage: Eukaryota; Metazoa; Chordata; Mammalia; Rodentia; Heteromyidae
Gene: Tmem52
Product: transmembrane protein 52
Exons: 5
Coding region: 18-605 (195 amino acids)
Source: RefSeq, a predicted model, not a curated record